This is a messenger RNA of Cavenderia fasciculata, 375 nucleotides long. RefSeq lists its product as uncharacterized. The transcript has a single exon. NCBI's taxonomy places the organism in Eukaryota, Evosea, Eumycetozoa, Acytosteliales, Cavenderiaceae. The record is from RefSeq and is a predicted model, not a curated record. The coding region runs from base 1 to 375 and encodes 124 amino acids.
AUGUCGUGCCCACAUCAUAAAAAUUGUUUCAAAUGGGGACCCUAUGAACCCGCUUUUGUUUUGCCAUUGAAUGAUUGGUACAAUAUUGAAAAUGCCUUGGUAACCAAAGAUUGCAAUGAAGAGUGUAUCUCUCUUUUCAUAGCUGUCCUCAAUGCAACAAAAAGAUGGGCAGAUUUUGAAAUCCAAAUGUUAUUAAAUUUCAAACUAGGAAUUCAAGAUUACUACCCCAAUGAUAUGAAAAUAGGUAAUUAUUCAGAUGGCUCUAUGUCCGAGGAUGAAAAGAAGGAAUUUUGCAAGUUUUUCAAAGACAUGGAUGUUGUGGACCAAUUUAAAGAAGAAAACCCUAAAGUUGUUGCUCGUUCACCAAGAAGAUAA